UACGCGCGUGCAUUUAACUGCCACUAAAAAUCAUCUUCAUCAUCACAAUGGCAGCACAGCAGCGCUGUGAUAACUUAGAGAGAGAGAGAGUGAGGAGAGAGAGGAGGCAAUAGUUGUAUGCCCUCUGGUUCUUGACACACAUCAAACCUAGAUUCUUCUUGAGUUUCUUUCUCUCUCUGUCAUGGAUUUGAAGGAUCAGCAAAACCCAUUGAAGAACACGGAUUACAUGGACAUUGAUCAGGUAUUCGAUGUUCCUGAUACUCCUGGUAGAUCACAGAAUAUUAAUGGCAGAGAUUGUGUUGAAAAAGAAAGUGAUUCAUCAGUGCCUACUCAUUCAGGAAACACUGAUUUUUUUGAUGAAGCAACUAGAAAUCGGCCAAGGGACAGGAGUAAACUUGUCAUUGAUAAUGGGCACAGCAGAAGGCUUCCUUUUCACUCGGGAAAAAAUCUUAGUAUUUCCAACAAAUCUGAGUGCGAUGGUGAUUUCGCAAUUUCCUUGGGGAAUUCAUCUUCUUCCAAGAAUGCUCAUUGGUUUAGGACACCGGCGGCAGACAAGACUUCCAAUCGUGAGAACAAAUAUUUUUUGCAUUCUCAACAUAAAGAGAAUGGGAAAGCUCUGUGUACUUCUGAUUCACAUGCCUGUAUUGAAAAUGCUGUUGUAGAUUUGACAGAGCAGAGUGGUCCUGCCCGAGUAUCCCAAAAUGCUUUCCCAAAUGGAGCAUUGAAAGAUCAUCAAGCUAAAGAAAUUAGAAAAGGACCAGUAUCAACCAAUGGCUUCCCUUUUUUACCUGGCAUAGCAAAUUCUUCAAUGACAGCGCACAAUGGCUGUAAAGGAAAAGAAAAAAUAGAUGACCCUUGUAAAGGAGCUUCAGGUAUUGGCCGUGGAAAAGGAAUCUUUGGUGUUUCUCAAGCUAAAGCUGGAAAGAGUAUGUCUCCAUCUUUUUUCUCUAUUCCCUUAACUAGAGUCAGUGGACAAAAAAGAUUAGUGCGAAAUGGAUGUAUCUCUCCACAUAAUAUAGCAAAAGCCAAACAGUUUGGUGAAAAUCACAGUAAUGGUUCCAUGGAUGUACAAAAUGAUAAGGGAACUCCAGUAUUGGGUUGCUCAUCGGGUCUGAUUAGAGAUUUGAUGGCUGAAGAUGAUAAUUCUCAUAGAGGACAAGGGGUUAUACAUCAUCCUUCUUCAUCAAAAAAAGUUGAUGCAAAAACCGUAGAUUUGUCUUCCAGGAGUUCAUUAGCUCACAAUGAAGAGGCUAGUGGAACUAGUAAUUCCAGUGGAGAUGCAGUCAGAUGUUUUGAAGGAAUAAGUGGGUGGAGAAGUACACGUAACCGCACAAAGAAAAUAAAUGUUCCCUUGUCCAAUGAGGGUCAACAUGUUUCCAAGACAAAGGAUGAUCCAUGCUUUGUCAAUCAACAAAAUGAAAACCAGGUGUUGAGAAGAUAUAAUGGGAAUGGAAGUAGUAACAGAAUGGGUACUGACUAUCAUGAAGACCAGAAUGCAGUCUCUUUCCAGCAUGGUUCUGCUUCAACUGCAGCUCAAGGAAUGUCCAGCCUCAUGUUGCAGUCGGAUCAAGUUAGUGGGUGUCGUGCUCCCACAAGCAUUCUGGUCAAAAGACAGAGGCAGGGCUCUUCCUCAAGUAAUCAUGGUGGAAGCUCUACAUCUGCCUCUCUUGACUCAGAAAUAGUGUUUUUUGGUUCAUCAGGAGAGCCAUCAAAUUCAAGAUCAACCAGAAACCAGAAUGGUCAUGGUCCGAGCAUUUUGGACCCCAUUAUUGAAAUUGAUGAAUUCUCUCCUGAAAUGAGACACAUUGGGUCCCACAAUAUAGGUAGUGGUAGUAAUGAUGACUCAGAUGCUAGGGCUAGACAAGUUGAAGCAGAUGAGAUGUUGGCUCGUGAGCUCCAAGAACAAUUAUAUAAUGAGGCACCGGGAGUUGGAGAUGGCGAAAUUGAUACAGACAUAGCAUUGGCAUGGCAACAUGAGGACAAUGUGUUUUCUAGUGGAAGUCACCCUGUUUUCCAUCCUAGCGGCUCAUUAUUUUCAAAUUUCUAUAGACAUUCUCAAUCACAGUCCUCUCAGAACCCUUCAAUCCGUAGAGGCACUCAUGCUCGAGGUCCUGCCUCUGGUAGGUUGACACGGUUGAGGAGCCGUUUACCUAGCCAGUUGCCUAGAAUAUCAUAUACGGAAAGUUCCCUCUUUCCUCCGAACAUGGAUUUGGACAUGAGAAUCCAUAUAUUGGAAGCACUAGAGGCCUUUAGUGAUAUGGGAAUGGCUGGUAACUUCCUUCAAGCUGACCGUGAAUUCAAUGAAAAUGAUUAUGAAACAUUGUUGGCGCUCGAUGAUAACAAUCAUGAGCAUGGUGGUGCAUCUGUCAAUCAAAUUAAUAGCUUGCCACAGUCAACAGUUCAGGGUGAUUUUGAAGAACCUUGUGCAAUUUGUCUUGAAACACCAACCUUGGGAGACGCAAUACGUCAUCUCCCUUGCUUGCAUAAAUUUCACAAAGAUUGCAUUGAUCCAUGGCUCAGAAGAAAAACAUCAUGCCCAGUAUGCAAGUCAUCUAUCACUUGAUUAGCAAGAGUUGAGUUGAGUUAUUUUGUUUUUGUUUUUUUGGCUUCAUGUCAUUUUGCAGCGAAUGACACCAAAUCUGCAAACAAUGGUAUUUGGGGUUUCAAGGUAAAUCAUUAACUCGCCUUGACACUAUUUGUGAUUGCAAAUUUGUGCUUGAAGGGAGACUACCCUAGUUUUGGUUUUGUUUCAAUUUAGUUAUCGACAUGAAAAUCUCUUUGGGAUUAAGCUGAUAAUGUAAGCAUUAUACUUUGCGAAUUGAUUUAUGGUCGUGUUUGGAGUAGCUUGUUUUCACAGUAGUUGGUUUGGUGCACAACCUUGUGGUCUUCCUGAAAGGCUAGAUAGUUUCUGCAUUUUGAGGUUUCUAUGGCAAAGAGAAACUAGGUGUAUUUCUCUAAGAAAUUAGGUGUAUUUGUGUAUGGAAUUUGGAUUGCUACAUGUUUUAGUGGUCUUAUGAAUACAUGCACCGAGUGUUCUACAUGCUUUACUAUAAA
This is a messenger RNA of Camellia sinensis, 3054 nucleotides long. RefSeq lists its product as uncharacterized. Lineage: Eukaryota; Viridiplantae; Streptophyta; Magnoliopsida; Ericales; Theaceae. Gene Ontology annotation, cellular component: nucleus. Gene Ontology annotation, molecular function: ubiquitin protein ligase activity. Gene Ontology annotation, biological process: ubiquitin-dependent protein catabolic process. The record is from RefSeq and is a predicted model, not a curated record.